Molecule: messenger RNA, 1617 nt
Organism: Scomber japonicus (chub mackerel)
Lineage: Eukaryota; Metazoa; Chordata; Actinopteri; Scombriformes; Scombridae
Product: potassium voltage-gated channel subfamily V member 2
Exons: 4
Coding region: 1-1617 (538 amino acids)
Biological process (GO): protein homooligomerization; potassium ion transmembrane transport
Cellular component (GO): membrane; voltage-gated potassium channel complex
Molecular function (GO): delayed rectifier potassium channel activity
Source: RefSeq, a predicted model, not a curated record
AUGGAGAAUUUGCCGCCCAAGGUAAAGGUGCUCAAAAAGCGCCGCUCCAGUCUUUUUGCCACUAUAAAACGGGAAAUGAGCUUAUCACAGAGUGUUGACGGAGAAGAGUGUGAAUUCCCCUUUUCACAGGACAGCUCUGUGAAAGCAUGGACAUCUAUGGACAACCUUGACACUCCAGAUGUAAAGAAGGAAGUGAAAAAAAAGCUGAUCAAAGAUCUACCAAACCCAAUGAAAUCAAACAUUGUGAACCUCAACGUGGGCGGAAAGGUGUUUCACAUACCGAAGCAUUUGGUCCUCCGAUAUCCAAAAACCAGGAUUGGAGUCCUUGCUCUCUGUGAUGAUCCUGUCAAGCGUCUGGCACUCUGUGACGACUACAAUGUUCAGAACAAUGAGUUCUUUUUUGACAGGGACCCCAUGUUUUUCCACUACAUCUUCCACUUUUACUGCAGCAGUGUACUGUGGGUGAUGGAAAGCCUCUGUCCUGUCAACUUUGAGGAAGAGAUGUCUUUCUGGGGGCUGAAAUUGAAGGACACUCCAAGGUGUUGCCGUAUUCUGUUUGAGGAGAAAGUGGACGACAUCAGAGACCAACUGAAGGUCAACCAGGAGCUGAUUGAUGAGAUCAAGCCUCAUCAGGAUGACGCGGCCUACAAGAACAUGUUCCUUGGAUAUUUUCGGAAGCUCCUCUGGGACCUGAUGGAGAAUCCUUACUCUUCACUGGCAGCAAAAGCCUUUGCAGUGUUUUCUAGUCUUUUUGUGCUAAUCUCUAUUGUUGCCAUGACAUUGAAUACAGUGAAGGAACUCAGGCAGUACAAACUCGCAGGCAAAACCUACAUGGAGUGGGUGGAGGUCUGCUCCAUCCUUUUCUUCACCUUGGAGUACUUUUUGCGUUUGUUCACCACAUCUGACAUUAAACAUUUUGUGAAGAGUGCUCUCAACUUUGUUGACAUGGUGGCUGUUAUGCCCUAUUUCAUCCAAAUCAUUUUUGAGACGUUUGUUAUAGACUCCGAAGACGCAGGUGCACAGGAAGACUUGAAGACCAUGGCAAGGGUCAGUAAAGUCAGCAAGGUGCUCAAGGUCGUCAAAUUGAUGCGCAUCUUCCGUAUCCUGAAGCUUGCCCGUCACUCUACAGGCAUGAGGGCAUUUGGUUUUACCAUCCGCCAAUGCUCUGAGCAGGUGUGUUGUCUUUUUCUGUUCAUUGCCAUGGGCAUCUUCACUUUCUCUGCUCUGAUGCACUCUGUGGAGGUGGAUCAGCCUGGGACACCAUUCAGCAGCAUACCAGAUGCCUGGUGGUGGGCUGCGGUGAGCAUCUCUACUGUGGGCUAUGGAGAUGUUGUCCCUAUCUCCUAUCUUGGCCGCUGUGUGGCAUUUGGCUGCAUCUCCUUUGGCAUCAUCCUCAACGGCAUGCCCAUCUCCAUCCUGUUCAACAAGUUUUCUGACUACUAUGCUAAACUGAAGGAACAAGAAUACACAUUUUCAAACACUGAGCGCACCUUCAAACUCAAGAAACGUUUGAGGCGCAAGUUUGAUCACUGCUUCGAACCCACGCCAGAGGAGUCCGAAGAUGAGAUCCACUUCCGGCCCAGUGGAAGGCAAACCAUUCGUGGGAAUGAAGAUUAA